AUGUCGAUGCCGUCCGUGAGCGAGCAAGGAGUGUGGGAGUCCUUCAAGAACUACUCGUCUUCCAAGGCGCAUGCCCUGCGUGACUUCUUCUUCAACGCUUCCUCGCUGCGUGGGAACCGAUCGCAAGAGGUCGAGGGAAGGACGCACUUCAGCUUCGAUCGCUACAGCUGGAUACUCGCUAGUGCUAGGGGGAGGGUAUGGCAGGGCCCGUUCAACGACAGCUACAUCCCAGGACAAGUCUCGAACCGGCUCUACUCGAGCUUGGAGGAAGCCAAGGAGAAGUGCAAGUCUGAGUUGCAUCUCAGGUGCAGCGGCAUCACGCAGCAUCCUACCGACGGCAGGUGGAUGCUGCGUGGGCCCUCAGGUCAGCUCCAGCAGUCCCCCGAGCACGAGGUCUCGUGGUUGGCGCCGAGGGCAGAGAACGCAGGGAAGGUGUGCGUGCCGUAUGGUGAUAUCACGUCUCCUCCUGCUUCGGAAUCAGCAUGGGUAGGGCAGGUAGCAUGGAAGCAUGGAAGCUGUUUGAACCUCAAGCACGGAGCGAUUUGGUUAUUCCAUGCGCGAAAGGCUGCUGGAACGACCUUGAGGAAAUUCUUCGAGGGGAUCGCGUCUGAUCACAAAGUUCCGUUUUGGGAGACAGAAGGGAAAACGAUAGAGGAUCAGUUUUUAAUGCUACCUGGGGUUUUCACCGUCACCUCAAUUCGUCAUCCUGUACAGAGGAUCUUCAGUUUGUAUUGGUACGAACAUGUAGGGUGGUGGGAUGGGAUCGCCAAGGACCACUCCAAGAUGCGGACGAUGAACAACUGGAUUGAUGAAUGGCGAGAUGGAUCGGAAUGGAAGAGAAAGUACAUGACGAGAUUCCCGGGCAACGUGUAUGUGGAGAUUGAGAACUAUUUCGUCAAGCUGUUCUGCGGCUGGAAGGGGCCUGCUCCAGUGACAGAAAAAGAUCUUGAAAGAGCAAAAGUUGUCUUGUCGAACUUUGACCUUGUGGUUCCUGACUCGUACUGCAAGUUUCCCAUGGAUGAGAUAGAGAAACCUGAGGCAUUUAGGAUGGUGACGACGAUCUUCGACGUGCGGAAUGAAACUUUCAAGAAAGAAAACAAGGUCGAGCCCAAGAUCGAAGCUGCAAAGCAGAAGCUGAAGCAUCUCGUGGCAGACAAGGACGCCAUCACGUCGAGGCUUCUAGAGAUGAAUGCGCUGGACAUGAAACUCUUUGAGUUUGCUCAAAACUUGUACAAGACACGGCUCUCUACCAUCUUGAGGUAG
Molecule: messenger RNA, 1263 nt
Organism: Guillardia theta CCMP2712
Lineage: Eukaryota; Cryptophyceae; Pyrenomonadales; Geminigeraceae
Exons: 9
Coding region: 1-1263 (420 amino acids)
Source: RefSeq, a predicted model, not a curated record